AUGGUAGUGAUGUGGAAGUGCGUCAGCGGGAAGCAACUCGAUGCUGGAGUACGAGCAACACCGGUGGAAGCGCUGUUGAAGAUCGGUUGGCCAGCAAAGAAAGAAAAACCGCUUGACAAGCUCAGUGACCCUCAUCCUUCGACAACCCCUUGCUACGUGCCCCAAGACGACCGCGGAAUUGCGCAACGCGACCUUGUGGUUUUUAAUUUAGACAAAUGAAGCGUCUCCAUGAAAAUCCUCUGGAUCAAGCUCCUCGAGAACAAACUCCUCGGGAGCAUCUGCUGCCAAGAUGGCCGCUUUUGGAACGUCUCCACGGCGCUCGCGGUGGUCCCGUGUGACGUCAUCCUCCAGAUGCGCGGGGCGUCGCGCGGUGAGGAGGCGGCGAGACGAAUGCCGGCCACCUGCAGCAGCCGCGUCUUGUACCCUGGAGGUCAAGGCUUUGGCGGGGGACUCGCUGGAAUCGCAAC
This is a messenger RNA of Gryllus bimaculatus (two-spotted cricket), 467 nucleotides long. NCBI's taxonomy places the organism in Eukaryota, Metazoa, Arthropoda, Insecta, Orthoptera, Gryllidae. The record is from the annotation of a GenBank genome assembly.